Messenger RNA from Chara braunii, 3120 nucleotides. The record is from the annotation of a GenBank genome assembly. Lineage: Eukaryota; Viridiplantae; Streptophyta; Charophyceae; Charales; Characeae.
GGAGGACCCCCCGGUCCUACCGGGUUUUUAGCACUGGCGGAGAGCAGACUUUGCUCACAAUGGCAGCGGAGUGGCGGACCGAGGCCGAGAAUGGCAAGAUGGAGCGAGAAUUGCAAGAUGGAGGAUAGCGAAAAUAUGAUCGCUCUACUCCUCUCCCAUCUCACAGACCUCCUAGCGACAUGCAUUACACAGCAGGAGGACAUCCAUAGCCUCGACGACGCACUGACUCAAGUCCACGGCCGCCUCCGGCAGCUGGAGCAGCGACCUGUCGACGCCCCCGGUGCAAGCUCUUUCAACACCUCCGAUCGCCUCGAAGCAUUGGAGAUGGACGUCGGCUCCCUCAAGGACGGUGUGCAGUUACAGCAGACCGCAACGCAACAAUUGGAACAGCGGAUCUGUACUACCGCCAACAACUCAAGUUCGGAACCGCGCGAGACAGCUCCAAAGUUUGACGGGCAGGAAAUCUUCUCCGACUUGACGAAGACAGAUCCGAUUCCAUGGUUCCGCAAGUUCGAGCUCACGCUACAGCUACACUACGUCAAGGAACACAAGCACCACGCGUACUUAUACUCCCGGUCGGGGGGCGCGUGCCAGGCAUGGUUGGACAAUUUCUUGUCCAAGUACGGAGUUGUAGCUAGCGACUUGCACACCAAGAUCAACUGGGAUGAUCUGAAGGCGGCAUGGCACAAGCGGUUCCAACUCGAGCCACCGGAGAUCAAGGCAAUGGACAAACUCAUGGUCUUCGAACAAGGCACGCUACCGAGUGUCGACUGGAUUGCCGAGUACCAACGCUUGACAUCAGUCCCAGACAUCCAGAUGGGCUUCAAAGCCAUCCACCACUAUUUCAUCUCAAGAUCGUGUCCGACAUUAAGCAAUGCCCUGACUCACGUCGAGGACACCUUGAUGACAACAGCGGAACUUUUUGACAAGGCCGCGCGGAUUAUCAUCACGAACAAGGAGGCUAAGAACCUGCGUUCGCCUGCGCCAGCCCCGAGCAGAGACCAGCAUCGGCCAAGAGUGGCCGUGGUCGCGGCGGCAACGCCUUUUGACCAAUCUAGCGAGGCUGUGUCUGCCAAUGAAGGGGACAGACUCGCAGCCGCUCGGGAAGGUGGCCGCCCCUGCAAAGGCCCAGGACGCGAUGCGUCCGACUAUGGCAUUGGUGCCGUCCUCGAGCAACAUGAUGGUGUGGACUGGCACCCGGUCGAGUAUUUCAGCAAGAAAGUGCCCGUCGUGCAUUCCAUUGACGAUGCACGCAAGAAGGAGCUCCUCGCCUUCGUCCACACGCUCAAGCGGUGGCGGCACUUCCUCCUUGGUCGAAGCCAAUUCCGAUGGGUAACGGACAACAAUCCGUUGGUCUUUUACAAGACCAAAGACACCGUCAACAGCACCAUCGCUCGAUGGAUGGCUUUCAUCGACCAGUUCGACUUCUUUCCCGAUCACAUUCCGGGGAAGUCGAACCGUUUUGCGGAUACUUUUUCACGGCGUCCGGAUCAUUGUACCGCGGUCUACUCAACCUUCGAGAUCGACGACGACCUGCGGAACAGCUUCAGCCGCGGCUACCAAGCCGACCCCGAGUUUCGCGACAAGUACGCGAAUUGCUCCUCCCCUAAUCCGACGCCUUCUCACUACCGGAUCCAAGAGGGGUACUUGCUUGUCCACACGUGGGGGAAGGACCUUCUUUGCGUACCGAGUAAUCCUCACUUGCGUACACGGCUUCUUGGCGAGUUCCACGAUGCUCUCGCCACCGGACAUUUUGGCGUCAAUCGCACGAUUGGCCGACUUCGCGAGCGAUUUUGGUGGCCCGGCCUUCUCGGCGACGUCACACGCUAUUGUGAGUCAUGCGAGGUUUGCCGACGCUGCAAAUCCCGCAACCACCGUCCGUACGGCGAGUUACGACCAUUACCGGUCCGGUCGAGGCGAAGGGAAGUGAUUGCCAUGGACAUUACCGGCCCGUUCCCCAAGCACAAGACCGGAGUGGAUGGGAUUCUCACGGUGGUCGACCAACUCACCAAGUUCGCCAUGUUUUUGCCUUGUCGCUAUCAUGCCAAGGCACCGGAGUUGGCCGAGGUUCUUUACGCCGGUUGGAUUCGAACCAAGGGUUACCCCAAGGAAAUCGUCUGCGACCGCGACACUCGGUUCAUGUCCGAUUUUUGGUUGGCGCUCAUCAAGCGAUGGGGCUCAUCUCUCAAGCCCAGUUCAGCUCGCCACCCUCAGACCGAUGGCCAAACGGAGAGGGUGCACCAGACCGCACAGGUUCUCCUUCGCACUCUCAUCCGUCCUGACCAGAAGGACUGGGUUGAGCAGCUGCCGGAUGUCGAGUUGACCUACAACUCUUCCAUCCACCCGACUAUCGGGAUAUUGCCUUUCGAGUUCGAGCACGGCUCGCCGGUUACUUCGUCGUUGGACACCAUCACUCCACGAACGGCCAAGAGAGACGACCAUCUUCUUUUCUUGCGUCGGAUGCAAGAGCUACUUGUCAAGGCACGCGACCAGAUGGCCAAGACGCAGGAACGCAUGAGCCAGCAGGCCAAUCGCCAGCGCCUUCCUUGCCCAUUCCGCACCGGUGAUCUCGUUUGGGUCUCCGGCACAGAAUUCAGCCUUGAACAAGAUAUCUCGCGCAAGCUCCUCCCGAAAUGGAUGGGGCCUUGGCCGAUCGUAGUGCCGUCUGGAGACGCACCCGAGGGACCUUCCUUCACGAUUCAGGUGCCCGCCCACUUGCCCAUCUACCCAGUCUUUCAUUGCUCCAAGUUGGCUCUUUACACGCCAGCGGAACAUGACGAUUUUCCCGGGAGACGUUCGCAAGACCCACCCUCUAUGGACGAUUUUCAGGAGGUCGGCGACAUCAUCUCCCAGCGACGCUACGGCAACUGGCCAACCGAGUAUUUGGUGCAUUUUGCAUACUGCACACACCGAGCUGACCGUUGGUUGGCCCGUCGGAACUUCAAGCAACAGCUCCAGACGUUCUCGCACACUACGAACGCAAGAUGCAAGGCAAGCCGGUCUCUUCGGCUCCACGCCCCACCCGCGUCCAGGUUCCACCUUCAGAUCGUCGGCUUCGCCCUCGCCCCGGCUUGACUUUAUAAGAAGGGGGGGGUGUUACAUGUUGCGCCUGCACACGAG